Messenger RNA from Solea senegalensis (Senegalese sole), 2065 nucleotides. It is a transcript of the gene irx1b, whose product is annotated as iroquois homeobox 1b. The coding region runs from base 316 to 1746 and encodes 476 amino acids. Gene Ontology annotation, biological process: neuron differentiation; regulation of transcription by RNA polymerase II; cell development. Gene Ontology annotation, molecular function: DNA-binding transcription factor activity, RNA polymerase II-specific; RNA polymerase II cis-regulatory region sequence-specific DNA binding. Lineage: Eukaryota; Metazoa; Chordata; Actinopteri; Pleuronectiformes; Soleidae. The transcript is spliced from 5 exons. Gene Ontology annotation, cellular component: nucleus. The record is from RefSeq and is a predicted model, not a curated record.
AAUCAGUCACUCAGCUCCACAUCCAGAAGCUCCCGCGGCCAGACACACGCAUCACUCCACACUAGAGGUGCCAAACUGCGGCUCUGACUGACAAAACUCCGGGUCAGUGGAGAGAAGCUGAACACUUCCCAAAAAGAAAGAGGGGGACUCUUGUGAUUCAGACCUUCAUCCUCCCCCUCUUCUCUGUCAUUUUGAGGAUUCCUACUUUUUUCCCCUCUUUCUUUUUUAUUUUUUUUUAUUUUUUUUUUCUGCCUCCUCUUGCUGCUGCGGUGCGACUUUUGGAUCGACUUAUUACUGUGCGCCUUUUCUCUGGACAUGUCUUUCCCUCAGCUGGGAUAUCCUCAGUUCCUCAGCGCCGCCUCUCAGGAGGUGUACGGGGGCGAGCGGCCGGCCUCUGCCCGGGAAGGAGGCGCCGAGGGCGGCGUGUGUUCCACCGCCGCCACCGCCGCCGCCGUGGGCUCCAUGCUGGGGAUGUACGGAAGCCCGUGGGUGGCGCGCAACUACAGUGCCUUUUUGCCGUAUAGCGGAGCCACAGACCUCGCCCUCAUUUCCCAGAUGGGCUCUCAGUACGAGCUGAAGGACAGUCCGGGCUCACACGCCGCCUCGCUGCCUGUCCACGCCGCACAGGGCUUCUAUCCGUACGGACAGUAUCCGUAUGGAGACCCGUCCAGGGCCAAGACGGCCACGAGGGAGACCACCAGCACCCUGAAGGCCUGGCUGCAGGAGCACCAGAAGAACCCGUACCCGACCAAAGGCGAGAAGAUCAUGCUGGCCAUCAUCACCAGGAUGACACUCACACAGGUGUCGACGUGGUUCGCCAACGCACGCAGGCGCCUGAAGAAGGAGAACAAGGUGACCUGGGGCCGCAGCGCCGAGGACCGGGACGGCCGCAUCUUCAGCAGCGACAACGAGGACGAGCCGGGAAAGAACGGCAGCGACAACGAAGACGAAGACGAGGAGAUCGAUUUGGAAACUGUGGAUAUCGAGAGACCCGAGGAGCAGCGGGCGGACGGCCAGCAGAGUCCCGACAGAGUGGAGGCAGAGGAGGACGCGGAGGCAGAGGCAGAGGCGGAGGCUGAGGCGGGCCUGUCCGCCCGGGAGCAGGCCUCUGAGGCGAGGAGCGCGGGGAGCGGCAGGACGCUUCCUGUGGAAACGGGCAUUUCUCUCAAUAAAUCGCCUGUUGUCAAACUCGCAGUGGAUCAUUCACCCGGCAGACAGGAGUACCAGAGACCCGCACAGAGCAAACCCAAAAUCUGGUCCUUGGCUGAGACGGCCACGGCCCCGGACAGCUCCCAUAAACUCUCCUCCGCGAGCCAUGCGCAUCACCCGGCUUUGGCCUCCGCGGGCCACCCGGCCUUACUCCCCGGACAUGGGAUAUAUACAUGCCAAAUUGGCAAGCUGCACAACUGGGCCAACGCGGCUUUUCUGAACGCCAACUCGCUUUUGAACAUGAGGUCGUUCCUCGGUGGCGGGGCGCCCGCCGGACACCUUCCGCUCCACGGGGCAGUGCCGGCGGCGGCGCGUCAUGACGCACGACCGGCGGCGGCGGCGGCAGCGGUGGGCCCGGGAAUGUCAGGGACGGAGGAUGACAGUGAUAUAGAGUCGUCGGGGAGCUUCAGUCCAAAAAGAGAUGACGAAGAGAGCGACCACAGGCCGGAUUCCCUCAAGUCCCACUUCCAGCUGAUCGCUGACAGACCUCACAGUGGAACAACGACAUCACAUCGAGCUCUGACAACAACAUUAUGAGAAGACAAAGAUAAAAGAAAAUAAUAACUUUAUUUAAUGGAGAACUGUUUAACAAAAGGCUAUUUUUGCCAGGACCACCUGUCAUAGUAUUGCUGUUUAGCUUCUAUUUGCAAAAAAAGAGACGACGGACAGACAGUCGAUGGUUUUUGUCACAGAUUUGCUUGUAUCUCUCUCUUUUUAUGUCUCUUACGCUUCAUUUCUUUCUCUUUCUUUCUUUUUCUGUUGUGAAUGGAAACCAUGAAAAAUUUGUAAAUACAGGAUAUGAAUUUGUCUUUAAAGAAUAUAUUUUUUGGGAACUAAAUAAAUGUCAUUAUAGUCA